ACCGGUUGGGAGAGGCAGCAACAACACACACGACAUCAGUAACCCAGGCCUGAGAGAGGAAGAAGCACUACAGAGAAGAGAGGGACUACUCACAGAAACAAGUACAGUGACCAGAAGAGCAGCAGGAGGAUGUCCUGUUUGGAUGAGGUUCCUUUUAAGACCCUUCUGGGAUCUCUGGAGGGACCCAGGGAAGAGGUGGAGCUGAUUGCUGCCCCAGACAUCACUGUCCCAGACUAUCUCACCAUACUGCAGGAGACAGAGUACAUGUUCAGCUUGGAGAACUGGGUGCUCCAGGGCCUCCAGGGAGGUUACCCCAGCCAGCCCCAACCCCCCGGCCCCAGAUCCCCAUCCGAGGUACUCCCCUCCAGCCCACCCUACUGGCAUCUCUUCAGCAGCCCCCAGGAGAGCCGCCUGGCCAGCCGACACAGCUCUGACUUCUGGGAGCCCAACCCCCGCCAGCGCUCCCGCAGCCUGAACCCGGUUGACAUGCGCACCCGGGUUAAGUUCGUCAUCUCCGACUCCGAGGAGGAAGAGGAGUGCUCUUCGUCGGGAGAGGGUUCCUCGGAGUCUGGUUCAGGGUACAGGUCGGAUCAGCGUGUUCCUGGGUUGAGGAAGCCACGGCAGACCUGCACCCCUAACGUCCUGAACCUACCUGUCUCUCAGAGUGGUCUGGUGACCUACCAGCGUAGGAAGAACCUCCGCCAGUACUCGCUGUCCGUUCUGGAGACCCCCAGAGAGUGUAUCCAGGGGACCCCCUGCCCCCCAGGAGGACCCAAGCCACCGUCCUCCUCAUCCCUACCCAGACACCCAUUGACCAGGGCCAACACAGAGAAUAUCCCCUCCAUCAGUCACCACAAGCCAACACAUCCGUCCCUGAGUCCGUACUUCUGCCUGCCGGCCCUUCCCUCGGUGACCUCACGACCCCUGGGUUCCCACGCCACGUCAGUACUGGACUCCUCGGUGGAGCUGCUGUCCGCGCUGAGCCCCGAAGAGAGAGAGCUCCUGCAAGCCAUCACUGAAAGGGGCUAUCCGCUCCGCACCGCCAUCAUCGCCCUGCAGAAGACCGGCCAGCAGAGCCCAGAACAGAUCCUGCGCUAUCUGGUGGCCUGUGACAGACUGUGUGAGCGGGGCUACGACGAGGCUCAGGUGGAGGAGGCUCUGGAGAUGUUCCAGAACUGUGAGACUAAGGCUGAGGAGUUUCUUCACCUGCUGGCUCAGUUCAAUGAGAUGGGCUUCCAGCAGAACGCUAUCAAAGAGGUUCUGUUAGUCCACGAGAACCACCGCGAGAGGGCCCUGGAAGAGCUGAUGAUGCGUGUGGCAUGACAGGGUCAAUGUCUGCUCCCAUGAAAAAUACAUUGUAGGAGACAUACAUGCACCAACACAAACACAGUUCCUGUUUACUUGCCUGUUUACUACAAACAAUUAUGUCAGCUAAUGUAUCAUAUUAAAGGGAUAGUUCACUCAAACUAUAUUUGACUAUUUGGUUCAUUAGUCCACUGUUAAUACAAUCCACAAAAAUUGUGUAUGUCACCAGUCAAGUCUUCAAGAUUGAGCACUUUCAGUCCAGAGCAAAAACGAUGAUGAUGAUGAAUUUUCAGUGAACUAUCCCUUUUAAUGGUAUGUCAUUUGCAAAUUGCAAUUUGCAUGUUGAAACAAUGUUGAUUGACUGGAGCACACUAAAACUAUACAUUCUAGCAAAUCAGGAGAUGAACAGUGGCCUUCUAGGAAAAGGAAAACUUAAACAAUACCAUUUACAGACAAUCGAUAUAUUACAUAGUUUUAUUACAUUUCAGGUUUUGACAAUGUUUGAUGUGAUUUGCCGCUUGUCAAUUGUCUUUGUCAAUUUCAAGUGUCACAGCAUUUGUCAUGUAGUAUUUUAACUUAAGUUCGAUCUGUAAUACAAUUAAAUAAAAUCCAGUAGACUAUGGUUGUAUGCCAAAUGGCACCGUAUUCCCUUUGUAGUGCACUACUCUUCACCAGGGCCCAUAGGCUCUGUUGAAACGUAGUGCACUAUAUGGGGAAUAGGGUGCCAUUUGGGAUGCAAACUGUGUUACUGGUAAGUCAUUAUCUGUAUUUGUAGGGUGUGUGUACGGGGUAAAAGAUCGAAACCUGAAAGAAG
Molecule: messenger RNA, 2119 nt
Organism: Oncorhynchus nerka (sockeye salmon)
Lineage: Eukaryota; Metazoa; Chordata; Actinopteri; Salmoniformes; Salmonidae
Gene: ubap1lb
Product: ubiquitin associated protein 1-like b
Exons: 6
Coding region: 130-1323 (397 amino acids)
Biological process (GO): ubiquitin-dependent protein catabolic process via the multivesicular body sorting pathway
Cellular component (GO): ESCRT I complex
Molecular function (GO): ubiquitin binding
Source: RefSeq, a predicted model, not a curated record